AUGAAAGUCACGAAGGCCCAUUUUGGUGAACCAAGUAAGGUCAAGUUGCAAUUGAAUAUUGUCAAAGAGAGGUUGUGGAGUGCCAUCCCCUACUCCGCCAAGGAAUUUCCUUGGAGAAAAGCUGAGGAUGUGCUGUUUAAGCGAUUACUGCUAGUUGGUCAGAAGGCAUUUAAAUGGUCCCUUAUAACACUUUUCCUGUUUAGUUCUCUAUCCGAUGUUAUGUUUUCCAUCUCUAGAAACCGGGAAUUGAUGAUUCCUUUUGGUCUUCUAGUUGGCUGCUUGAUGACUGACUUCUUGAAAGAGAUAUCAAUGGAAGUGUUUCAAGCUCCAGAGGAGAACCCAGGAAAGUGGAGAGACACCGAUAAGAUUGGUAGUAGACACCUGGGCGGAUCAUUCGUGGAUGCUGCAUUGAUUAGUAGGGGUUCAGGGCAACAACAAUUUAAAUCUGUCAAGAACGAUCUCUUACUUGUACGCAACAACAAUAGAUCGCUUAAAUGCAUGCACAUCAAAUGUUCUGGUCCGCAACCGAUAAACACUGAGUACAAAUAA
Dovyalis caffra is the source of this 549-nucleotide messenger RNA. The record is from the annotation of a GenBank genome assembly. Lineage: Eukaryota; Viridiplantae; Streptophyta; Magnoliopsida; Malpighiales; Salicaceae.